GGCUCUUCCGGGCAGAGGCCGCGGGGCUGGCGUCGGAGUAGGUUGGUGUUCAGACCGCUGAUCGGCCGACCGACCAUGGUGCCAGGAGGGACUCGCGGGCCAACGCCGCGCUGCGGGCUGCCCCUCGCCGGCGGCGCGCUGUUCCUGCUGCUCAUCACAGCGGGCGCCGCGCAGGAACCGCCCGGAGCCGGUUGUUCUCAGAACACAAACAGAUCCUGUGAAGAGUGCCUGAAGAAUGUCUCUUGUCUGUGGUGCAACGCUAAUAAUGCAUGCUUGGACUACCCAGUCAGAAAAAUACUGCCCCCUGGCUCUCUGUGCAAGCUGAGCUCUGCACGCUGGGGCGUUUGCUGGGUGAACUUUGAGGCGUUGAUCAUUGCCAUGUCGGUCUUGGGGGGCACCGUCCUCCUGGGCAUCACUGUCUGCUGCUGCUGCUGCUGCCGGCGGAAGAGAAGUCAGAAGCCAGAUAAAGGUGACGAGCGGGCCAUGAGAGAGCAGGAAGAAAGGAGGGUCCGGCAGGAGGAGAGGAGAGCCGAGAUGAAGUCGAGACAUGACGAAAUCAGAAAAAAAUAUGGUUUGUUUAAAGAACAAAACCCGUAUGCGAAGUUUUAGGACAAGUGGAACAUGCGUUCGACAGAUCAGGCGGUCCCGGGCCCUGCAGGCGCGUGCUGCCCAGCACAGGCGGGGACCUGCUCCACCGGGGGCCAGCCUCCAGCAGGGCGCUGGGUGCUGCCCUGAAAGGACAAUCCUGCUCUUGCCCCUGCAGGCUAUUGCCUUCUGUCCCUCCCGCCUGUUUCUGUAUUUAGUUGCUCAAGACGUUAAUCUCGUUGGGCUCUUGCUGUUUUUCGUUCACUGUCGCCUGCCCGUCUCAGUUGUCAAGCUGAUUACCAAGUGAGCAACCUGACAGUCCAGAGGUGCUGGCAGAUCUGCUGCAGCAGCCCAGGUCCCACGGCCUCUCUCCACCAGCAGGCUUCACACAUGAUGGGGAAGGUCACUUUCACUUGUGUCGUGGGUGAGCUGACCAGUCCAUUGUCAUUUCCCAGAAAAAUCCAUGGGUGGCAUCUGUGUGCCCAUUUCUUUGAACCUUUGUACAUGUUAACUCAGGUAGCUUUCUGUUGAAAACAGUGUCCCUUACACAGUCUGAUAAGGAUUUAUUUCCUAACUGCAACUAUAUUGAAUAGCAUUAAAGAAUAGAAUAGUUUAAAUCUCCUUACUUUUUUUUUUUUUUUUUUUUUUUUUAAUAAAUUUUGGAUGCCCCACCAAGAGAUUUCCCCCCUCAUGUUUUCAUGUAAGAGUUCAGACUCCUCUGGGAUGACAUUUUUUAAUUUGCAUCUUUGAUAGAACUUGAGCGUCUUUCCCUGUGGAACAUGAAUGCCCACAGGUGGGAGUGGGUGCUCUGGUGCCCAACUCACCUUCCCUCCAACCCCACCAGCAGAUGGGCAGUCACAUGUCCUUGGAAAUACUCUCAUGAGCGUUGGACCUCUGCCUGCCUGUCAGGCUGUCUGUCUGGGGGUGGUCAUUUUGGGAUCAUGGGUCCUGGCAAGUCCGCCCCAAAAAGGGAGAAGUUCUGUGCGCAGGCCAGCCCCGCUGUGAGACCCAGUAUGCAGGAAGCCCGUGCGUUGGGCCUGUUAGAGGGCCCUCCACACACUGCCGCAGACGGGCUUGCCUGCCUUAGCGGGCCGCCUGUCCGGCUGCGCUUCAGCUCAGACUUCUGGAGGGUUUCUUUGAGGUGGUGUCUGUAAGCUCCUCAGGGAAGCUGCAGGUGCCCCAGGGUGUGCAUUUCUUUAAAAUCAAGACACGUGAGUAGUGAACAGACUGUUCUUAAUGACCGGACAGCUGGACACUUUUCCUAAAAGAUCCUAGACAAUACUCCCAGUUGCCAGGUUGCUUUGAUUCAAGAGAAUUCCCCCUGGUAACGUCGGUGGGCAGCCCCUGCAGCCAACUGUGCGUUCCUCCUCACUCCCCAUGGUGCUGUGGACUGGUGAUGGGCAGGUCACCUAGCAGCUGCACUGUGGAUUCUCACACACUAAGGAAAUGGCCCUUCACAAAUGCUUUAGUCUUAUUUUUCUGAUUUCUUGGGCAUUUGAUAGUAAUUUUUAAAGUUUUCUGAAACAUUCCUAAGUAUGUUAUAGCAGUUGUCAAUACUUGUUUAUUCAUAAAAGACACUUUCUAAUAGACUUCCAUGGACUUUGUAUUAACAUGAUAUUGUGUCUGUAAAAUCAGUUUGUUUCACGUAUGUUGCUGAGUUGAAAGCAAAGCGACCAGUUGUUAAAUACAGUGUAUUUGAGUCUCAGGUCAGGUGACUUGAGGCUGGUCUUGGUUGAAUUUUUCUCUGAACCGAGGCUAGGGGCAGCCACACGAGCUCGAGGAGACCACCACGUUCAGAGUGCCUUGCCUUAACAGUUUCCAAUAAAAUGGCUCCGUGCCUGCUUUUGUGCACCA
Molecule: messenger RNA, 2439 nt
Organism: Sciurus carolinensis (gray squirrel)
Lineage: Eukaryota; Metazoa; Chordata; Mammalia; Rodentia; Sciuridae
Gene: Pttg1ip
Product: PTTG1 interacting protein
Exons: 6
Coding region: 76-609 (177 amino acids)
Biological process (GO): protein import into nucleus
Cellular component (GO): nucleus; cytoplasm
Source: RefSeq, a predicted model, not a curated record